GGGUCUGCCCCGGCCGGAUGUAGGGGCCUGGCCUGGCGGGAGGGGCGGCCCAGUGGGGGUGCCUCUGGAGCCGCCCCCGGGACGUGAGUCCUGGAGGAGGCGAGGGUUGCAGCUGAUGGUGAGAAGACUAUGAGUAAGUCUGAGAACUUGUUCUUGACUGGUUCUUCAUUGGCAUCCCAAGUUCAUGCUGCUGCUAUCAAUGGCGAUAAGGGAACACUUCACAGACUCAUCAUAGGGAAUUCUGCCCUUAAAGACAAAGAAGAUCAAUUUGGGAGAACACCACUUAUGUAUUGCGUGUUGGCUGACAGACUGGAUUGUGCGUACGCUCUCUUAAAGGCAGGGGCAGAUGUUAAUAAAACUGACCAUAGCCGAAGAACAGCCCUCCACCUUGCAGCUCAAAAGGGAAACUAUCGCUUCAUGAAACUCUUACUUACACGUAGAGCAAACUGGAUGCAGAAGGAUCUAGAGGAGAUGACCCCCUUGCACUUGACCACCCGACACAAGAGCCCCAAGUGUUUGGCUCUCCUGCUGAAGUUUAUGGCACCGGGAGAAGUGGACACACAGGAUAAAAACAAGCAAACCGCCCUGCAUUGGAGUGCCUACUACAAUAACCCUGAGCACGUGAAGCUGCUGAUCAAGCACGAUUCCAACAUCGGAAUUCCGGACGUGGAAGGCAAGAUCCCACUCCACUGGGCAGCCAACCACAAAGACCCGAGUGCGGUUCAUACCGUGCGGUGUAUUCUGGAUGCCGCUCCAACAGAGUCCUUACUGAACUGGCAAGACUACGAGGGCCGGACACCUCUUCAUUUUGCAGUGGCUGAUGGAAAUGUGACUGUGGUUGAUGUCUUGACCUCAUACGAAAGCUGCAAUAUAACAUCUUAUGAUAACUUGUUUAGAACACCACUACACUGGGCAGCAUUACUAGGUCAUGCUCAGAUUGUCCAUCUCCUUUUGGAAAGAAACAAGUCUGGAACCAUCCCAUCCGACAGCCAAGGAGCAACACCUUUGCAUUAUGCAGCUCAGAGUAACUUUGCUGAAACAGUGAAAGUGUUUUUAAACCAUCCUUCCGUGAAAGAUGAUUCAGAUCUUGAAGGAAGAACGUCCUUUAUGUGGGCUGCUGGGAAAGGCAGUGAUGAUGUCCUUAAGACUAUGCUGAGUUUAAAAUCUGACAUCGACAUUAAUAUGGCAGACAAAUAUGGAGGUACAGCUUUGCAUGCUGCUGCCCUUUCUGGCCAUGUCAACACCGUGAAGUUAUUACUGGAAAACAAUGCUCAGGUCGAUGCUACUGAUGUCAUGAAACAUACUCCGCUUUUCCGAGCCUGUGAAAUGGGACACAAAGACGUGAUUCAGACACUUAUUAAAGGUGGAGCAAGGGUAGACCUAGUUGACCAAGAUGGACAUUCUCUUCUCCAUUGGGCAGCACUGGGAGGAAAUGCUGAUGUCUGCCAGAUUCUGAUAGAAAAUAAGAUCAACCCAAAUGUGCAAGAUUAUGCAGGAAGGACCCCUUUGCAGUGUGCUGCUUAUGGAGGAUAUAUCAAUUGCAUGGCGGUGCUCAUGGAAAAUAACGCAGACCCCAACAUUCAGGACAAAGAGGGAAGAACAGCUUUGCACUGGUCCUGUAACAACGGGUACCUUGAUGCCAUUAAAUUACUACUAGAUUUUGCUGCUUUCCCUAAUCAGAUGGAAAACAAUGAAGAGAGGUACACUCCCCUGGAUUACGCUUUGCUUGGUGAGCGCCAUGAAGUGAUCCAGUUCAUGUUGGAGCAUGGGGCGCUGUCCAUCGCGGCCAUCCAAGACAUCGCAGCCUUCAAAAUCCAAGCCGUCUACAAAGGCUACAAAGUCCGCAAAGCUUUCCGAGACCGAAAAAACCUCCUCAUGAAGCACGAACAGCUGCGCAAAGACGCUGCCGCCAAGAAGCGAGAGGAAGAAAACAAGCGAAGAGAAGCAGAACAGCAAAAGGGUAGGCUGAGUCCAGAGGCCUGCAGGCCCCAGACCCCACCCAACGGCCAGGCUGAGCCCGACAGAGAGAGCAGGACCCCCAGCAAACUCCCUCCGGCCAGCAUUGCAGCCCGGAGCCCUGAACCAGAAGACUGCAGACGGCCUCCAAGCAGAGACCCCCAGAAGGCACAGCAGCUUUCUCCAGAUGUUCAAGGCACAGACUCCAGAAAGCCCAGUGAACCCUCCAGAGAACAUCCCAAAGGCCAGCCUGCGUGUGUCCACUUCAUCCCGGCGGCCCCCCGCGGGGCUGGAGGCCGGCGCCGAGGAGAGACAGCGCCGGGCGAGCAGCGGUGCAGCCGGGGCAGAGCCGCGUCCGGCGUCCGCGGGCCCGACGGGGCGGGAGAGGGCCCCGCGCCGCACGACGGGCCCCCGCACAAGCCCGCAGCCCCUCGGCCCAGGGGCGCCGGCCCCAGACGGCGCGUGCAGGAGCUCAGAGGAGGCCGGCGCUCCCCGGCGGGUUCCAGCCGGCCGGGCAGUGCCAAGGGCGAGGCGGCACCCGCCGGGCCGCAGCCUCCCCACCCUCGGACCCCCAGAAACAAAACGACGCCCCCCGACAAGCCCGCGGGACGCGGGGCCCCCGACGCGGCCCAGAACCCAGAGGCGGUGCCCGCCGCGGGCAGGAAACGGGGACCGCGCGCCCAGUCCCGGCCCCGGGAGGCCCCGGCGACCCCCGAGCCCGGGCAGGGCGUGGACGUGGACCUCCUCCCCGUGGAGCUGCGGCUGCAGCUCAUCCAGAGGGAGCGGAGCAGGAAGGAGCUCUUCCGCCGCAAGAACAGGGCCGCGGCCGUCAUCCAGCGCGCCUGGAGGAGCUACCAGGUAAGAAAACACCUGUCCCAACUUUUGCACAUGAAGGAGCUUGGAGCCAGAGAUGUGGACAGACGGAACCAAGAGUGCGUGGCUCUUCUGCUCCAGAUUUGGAGAAAGGAACUGGAAAUAAAACUCCCUAAGACCACUGCAGUUAGCAGGACCACGAAGUGUCCAUCCAAGAGUGGCUUGGACACAAAGCCUACAAGGCAUUCGGUACUCAAGCAAAUCUAUGGUUGUUCUAAAGAAGGAAAAGUGCAUCAACCCACAAGAUCUUCAAAAUCCCAUUCUGUGCUGCAUCUCAACUCAGUGAGCAACUUACAGUGUAUACAUCUACUUGACAACGGAAAGUCAAAGAAUUUUUCUUAUAAUCUUCAAUCAGCUACUCAAUCGAAAAAACAAAGCAAAGCUUCUACUGCCCGUGGAGGAAGACUAUGUCCAGGAGAACUGGAAUAGCCACUGCAGUUUUAAUUACCUGUUACAUCUUUGGAAACUGAUACUAUCCGUUCCUUACUAGAAUCUUACUAUGAAUCUUACUAGACAAGAAUAUCAGAUUGUUUU
Messenger RNA from Sorex fumeus (smoky shrew), 3363 nucleotides. It is a transcript of the gene INVS, whose product is annotated as inversin. NCBI's taxonomy places the organism in Eukaryota, Metazoa, Chordata, Mammalia, Eulipotyphla, Soricidae. The record is from RefSeq and is a predicted model, not a curated record. Gene Ontology annotation, molecular function: protein binding. Bases 130 to 3258 code for a protein of 1042 amino acids. Gene Ontology annotation, cellular component: ciliary inversin compartment. The transcript has 17 exons. Gene Ontology annotation, biological process: protein localization to ciliary inversin compartment.